Messenger RNA from Cimex lectularius (bed bug), 1195 nucleotides. It is a transcript of the gene nero, whose product is annotated as deoxyhypusine hydroxylase. Gene Ontology annotation, biological process: peptidyl-hypusine biosynthetic process. NCBI's taxonomy places the organism in Eukaryota, Metazoa, Arthropoda, Insecta, Hemiptera, Cimicidae. The transcript has 4 exons. The record is from RefSeq and is a predicted model, not a curated record. Bases 82 to 996 code for a protein of 304 amino acids. Gene Ontology annotation, molecular function: deoxyhypusine monooxygenase activity.
CCUUAAGGUGACGUUAUAACCUUCCUUGAGGUUAUUUAAUCGGCGGUCAAUUCAUUGGAAUUAGGAUUCGUCGACUGGAUAAUGUCAUCAGGGCAGGGUCUGGUGAACAAAGUGCCCAGGGUGAGGGAAGUGCUCAACGACCCGGAAAAGAGUCUGGCCGAAAGGUUCCGCGCCCUCUUCACCCUGAGGAACAUCGGCGGCCCCGAGGCGGUCCAGGCGAUCGGCGAAUGUUUCAGCGAUUCAUCCGCACUCCUCAAACACGAACUGGCCUACUGCCUGGGUCAGAUGCAGGACAAAACGGCCAUCCCGAUUCUCGUCGGUGUCCUCGAGGACAAGUCCGAAAACCCGAUGGUUAGGCACGAAGCCGGGGAAGCGUUAGGAGCGAUUGGCUGUAGUAGUGUACUUGACCUCUUGGAAGAAUAUAGUAAAGACCCACAGUUGGAAAUAGCGCAAACCUGCCAAUUAGCAAUAGAAAGGAUAAAAGGUUCAAAUGAAAAACCUAAUAAUACAAAUAGUAAAUACCUCUCUGUCGAUCCUGCUCCGGCAGAAUCCAUGAACGAUAUAGAAAAAUUAACAGAAACUCUACUCAAUGAUAAAGAAAAUCUUUAUAAAAGGUAUAAAGCGAUGUUCGCCCUGAGAAAUAUCAACAGUGAAGAAAGCAUAAUAGCGCUUUGUCAAGGUUUGAAAAAAGGUAGUGCCUUGUUUAGACACGAAAUUGCGUUUGUUCUCGGCCAAAUGCAAGAAGCGUCUAGUGUGCCUUAUUUAGUUGAAUCACUCGCCGACGAGAAUGAAAACGAGAUGGUGAGGCACGAAUGUGCCGAAGCGCUCGGUUCAAUCGCAACCGAAGAUUGUGUGGAAGUCCUGAGAAAAUAUUUAAACGAUAAAAGCCGUGUGGUGAGAGAAAGUUGUCUUGUCGCCCUGGACAUUGCAGAUUACGAAGAGUCCAAUGAUUUCCAAUAUGCAAACACCGCUCUCAAAUCAAGACUCAGAAUAUGAAACAAAUACUGCAUCACCUCCAACAUUCACCAGACACUGGGCCUAGAAAGGAAAAUAUUUAUGAUGACAAAAUUAAUUUUCAUUUCGUUAAGAAAUUUGCAGAUUUUUAAUUACUUGGUUUUUAUGGGCAUUGUUUGUCAAAUGACAUUCAGACAUAGUGUAAGAAACAAGAGCAUUUCCUCCAAUAGCUGUAACAUGA